This is a messenger RNA of Miniopterus natalensis, 1652 nucleotides long. RefSeq names its product dipeptidyl peptidase 7 (gene DPP7). The record is from RefSeq and is a predicted model, not a curated record. Gene Ontology annotation, molecular function: serine-type exopeptidase activity; dipeptidyl-peptidase activity. NCBI's taxonomy places the organism in Eukaryota, Metazoa, Chordata, Mammalia, Chiroptera, Miniopteridae. Gene Ontology annotation, biological process: proteolysis. Gene Ontology annotation, cellular component: vesicle.
AUGAGCCCCCGGCCCCCGCGGGCCCUGCCCUGGGCCCUGGCCCUGCUGCUGGCGCUGGGGCUGCACCGCCUGGAGGCCGGGGCCCGCAGGGCCCUGGACCCCGACUUCCGGGAGAACUACUUCGAUCAGCUCCUGGAUCAUUUCAACUUCGAGAGGUUCGGCAACCAGACCUUCCCGCAGCGGUUCCUGGUGUCAGAGAAGUUCUGGAAGAGGGGUGAGGGGCCCCUGUUCUUCUACACGGGCAACGAGGGGGACGUGUGGGCCUUCGCCAACAACUCGGGGUUCAUCCUGGAGCUGGCGGCAGAGCAGGAGGCCCUGGUUGUCUUUGCGGAGCACCGCUACUACGGAAAGUCGCUCCCCUUCGAGGAGCGGUCCACCCGCCGCGGGUACACGGAGCUGCUGACGGUGGAGCAGGCGCUGGCCGACUUCGCCAGGCUGCUCCAGGCGCUGCGGCAGAGCCUCCGGGCCCAGGACGUCCCCGCCAUCGCCUUUGGCGGGAGCUACGGGGGGAUGCUCAGCGCCUACAUGAGGAUGAAGUACCCCCACCUGGUGGCGGGGGCGCUGGCGGCCAGCGCGCCGGUCGUGUCAGUGGCCGGCCUUGGGGACUCCUAUCAGUUCUUCCGGGACGUCUCAGUGGACUUCCAGGGCCAGGGUCCCAAGUGUGCGCAGGGCGUGCGGGACGCCUUCCGGCAGAUCAAGGACUUGUUCCUACAGGGAGCACACGCCCGGGUCAGCCAGGAGUUCGGCACCUGCCAGCCGCUCUCAGGCGGGAAGGACCUGGCCCAGCUCUUCGGGUUCACCCGGAACGCCUUCACCGUGCUGGCCAUGAUGGACUACCCCUACCCCACCGACUUCUUGGGGCACUUCCCCGCCAAUCCUGUCAAGGUGGCCUGCAACCUGCUGCUGAGCGAGAGCCAGAGGAUCAAGGGGCUCCGAGCACUGGCAGGGCUGGUGUACAACUCUUCAGGCACCGAGCCCUGUUACGACAUCUACCAGCAGUACCAGGCCUGUGCAGACCCCACAGGCUGUGGCUUGGGCCCCAAUGCCAAGGCCUGGGACUACCAGGCCUGCACGGAGAUCAGCCUGACUUUCUCCAGCAACAACGUGACGGACCUGUUCCCCGAGAUGCCCUUCACCGAGGAGCUCCGCCAGCAGUACUGCCUGGACACGUGGGGCGUGUGGCCCCGGCCCGACUGGCUGCACACCAGCUUCGGGGGGGCUGACCUUGGAUCUGCCAGCAACAUCAUCUUUUCCAACGGUGACCUGGACCCCUGGGCCAGGGGUGGGAUCCAGAGAAACCUGAGUGCGUCUGUCCUCAGCAUCACCAUCCGAGGCGGGGCACAUCACCUAGACCUCAGAGCAUCCCACCCGGCAGACCCCCCGUCCGUCCUGGAGGCGCGCAGACUGGAGGCCAUGCUCAUUCGCCAGUGGGUCGCGGAGGCUCGGCAGGUGCAGCACCAAGUCUCCAAGGCUGAAAGGCACUUCCCCAGCUAGGACCGGAGACGGCUGAGGGGGCUUGUCGAAGUGACCCCAGGGCUGGCCAUGCCCGAGGGAGGGGCUAGCCAAACCCCACGAGGAGGGAGUGGACGCACUGAAUGCACUGCAGUGCCACCCUUCCCCAUCUGCCACAAUAAAACGAUCCCCAACCCCAA